AGUUCUUGCACAGGCUGGUCUGCUGGUAAGACUUAUUCUUGAUGCAGAAAUCUAUAUUUUCCUUAGGUCUGCACUCUACAAUUUGUAGAAAGGGGAGAUCUUAGAAUUAGAGUUAAUUCACUUGGUUGGAUUGCCAGGAAUAUAUUCUUUACCAGUUCUGAUUAUUGAUAACAGAUAGUCCCAAUUCUAAAUAAAUAAAAAUAGAUAGUAGCAGUGGAGUUUUGGAGGAAUGAAAUAUUAAAUAUCUUGAGACAACCAAGGCUUACUAGUGCAAGUGUUAGAAGACAUCAUUUGAAGUGUACACAUCUUCCUACUGUAGAUUAUUAGUAACUUUUCUGGAUAUGCAAGAUCUCUGUUGCUCCUGUAUAGCUCACUUAUCACCAGAAGGUGGAUUAGGUGUAUGCUAGAUCAUUAUAAUCAUUCCACCUAUUCAAUCAAAAUUGCAAGAGUUACAGCGUCUACAGUCUAACAAUAAGUCUUUCUUGAAUUUCAUUCGCAAAUCAUGUGUUUUCCAUAGAAUUUCUUCAAUUUCAUACAAUUUUUUGUAACUACAUCCCUAGGAGUUAAUUGUAAUGUUUAUUCACUUAUGUUUUGUUUGCUUCAUGUUAUUAAUUGUAUCCCCCUUCAUUGUUUUUCUAGUUUUACACCCCAUCUAAAAAGUUGUGGUUGUGACCAGCAUCCUAGACAUGUGGAUCCCCUAAACAUCACUGCUAUGGCUUGCCCAGCUUUGCCACUCUGCCCGCUAGCCAUAACUGAAGCUGAACGCGGAAUGCCUAGACUCCUUAAGCGUGUUCGAGCUGUCUUUGAGAAGUUUCUUUCUCUUUCCUCCCUCUUUCUUUUGCUACUGUGAACCCACACUUGAAACCACCUUUGAUUUUCCUCACCAAAUCAAUUCAUCUUCUUCCCCUUGAUUUUCCUCACCCCUUUCACCCCUUUCUCUUCUAGAUCUGUAUGUUCAUCGCCCAUCACUUGCGCACCGAAUAGAUCCAGGACCACUGCAAAUCAAAUCUCAAAAUCUACCCCAAUUCGCGGGAAUAUGGCUCUUUUAAGUAGUCUAGAAGAUGCAUUGUCAUCAUCAAACAAAAUUGUCCCUCCGAGGCUUUUGAACCAAGCAAUUGCUGGGUUCAAUCAAACCUAGCAAAGCUGUUGGGUUCUUCCUAACGCAGCAGGCCGUUAGGUUCAAUGGGAAGAAAGGGAAGAGAUGUUAGGGUUGAAAGCUCCUGGGUUCCAAGCUGCUGUUAACAUGAUAGGGUUUGCAAAAGUUGAGGAAAGAGGAAAGAGGAAAGAGAGGAACAAAUAAAAAAAAAAAAAAGCUAAAAAAAGGGAAAAUUUUAGGGUGGAUGAGUUGGAAUUACAGUGAUAAAAUUUUUGGGCAUGUGAUUUGCUUUUGUCAAGUUCGUCAAUUUUUUGUGUGCACAUCAUGCUUGUUUUUGUCUGUUAAGGUGAAAAAAUGAAUAGAAGGAUUAAGU
This is a messenger RNA of Rubroshorea leprosula, 1469 nucleotides long. The record is from the annotation of a GenBank genome assembly. Lineage: Eukaryota; Viridiplantae; Streptophyta; Magnoliopsida; Malvales; Dipterocarpaceae.